This is a messenger RNA of Oncorhynchus gorbuscha (pink salmon), 1425 nucleotides long. RefSeq names its product transmembrane protein 9B-like. The transcript has 5 exons. Lineage: Eukaryota; Metazoa; Chordata; Actinopteri; Salmoniformes; Salmonidae. The record is from RefSeq and is a predicted model, not a curated record. Gene Ontology annotation, biological process: positive regulation of canonical NF-kappaB signal transduction. The coding region runs from base 167 to 733 and encodes 188 amino acids. Gene Ontology annotation, cellular component: lysosomal membrane.
UACGCGCACAGGAAGAGAUGUCAGGCGGUUGUCAGCUGAUCAGUCGAAAUAAAUGUUUGAUGCUAGCUGAAUGAUCGUUGUCAGUUAAAAAAACGUGUAUCUGAUUUCAAGAUAUCGUUUCUAUAGUUUCUUAGUAGCUUGUACUCUGAGACUUCAACGUAUAAAUAUGAUGUCAAGCGUUGCCUUCAAGCUGCUCGCUCUUGUUGGUUUGUUAUUGAUGUCAACACAGAUGACGGAUGCUAAAAAUUCAGAGGAUAUACGGUGUAAAUGUACCUGCCCACCGUACAGAGACAUUGAAGGACAGAUCUACAAACAAAAUGUAUCUCUAAAGGAUUGUAACUGCCUUCAUGUUGUGGAGCCAAUGCCAGUUGAUGGAAAGGAUGUGGAGGCGUACUGUCUGCGUUGUGAAUGCAAAUAUGAGGAGAGGAGUUCUGGAACUAUCAAGGUGACUAUCAUAAUCUACCUGUCCAUCCUGGGCCUGCUGUUCCUCUACAUGGUGUACCUGACCCUGUUGGAGCCCAUGCUGAAGAGGAGGCUCUUUGGACACUCACAGCUUCAGAAUGAUGAUGAUGUUGGGGACCAGCAGCCUUUCGCCAACGCCCACAACGUAUUGUCUCGUUCGACCUCUCGUCCCAACAUGCUGAACAAAGUGGAACACGCUCAGCAGCGCUGGAGGAGGCAGGUCCAGGAACAGAGGAAGUCUGUGUUUGACCGACAUGUGGUGCUCAGCUAAACCCAUCCCCAGGAAACAAAAACCCUGGGUGAAGCAAAAAAUAUUACUGUGACUGGGUGGUCCUUUUUUUUUCUUUUUUUUUUUUGGAUUCUUUCCCCGACUUCGGAGCUUCAUCCUUAUUGGUGUUUUGUUCCUCAACUGGACCUGUAUUUCAUGAAAUGUGAUCAUAUAGCUCUAUGUAUUCAGGAGGUGAUCGUAAAGGGUCUCUACAUCAGUAGGUUGAAGUGGGGUGUUGCAUUUGAGACCUUUUACUUAAGAUAAUGCCAGUGUCUGUAUGACUUUGUAUACUUUCUGAUUUAAUAAUACUAAUAGAAAGUUAAAUGUUACAGUUUGUAGCCUCCCCAAAAAUGGAUAAUGCGUGCCAUUUUGCACAAGCUGAUGAUAAUCUUUGGCUUCUGAUAAAGUAGAAACGAUGUGUGACCGUAUGCACUCUUUUACAGUAAUGUUGGCAGCUUCUGAUAACAGUAAAUGCUUGCCAUGCCACCAAUGAAAUUAGGUGAUACAUUUGAGGGUAGAGUAAUUAAAACAAAAAAGAUCAUGCCAAAGUGAAUCAUUCAAGCUAAUGAAAACGUCUACAAUAUGUGUAACAACUGCUACCUAAACUGUAGAAGAUGGGAAUGAGUUAGAAACAGUAAAAUUGUCAAAAAGCAUUUUUUUUGAGAAUGAUGUAUAAACUUAUUUACAACCUUUUA